Molecule: messenger RNA, 1980 nt
Organism: Saccharomyces cerevisiae S288C
Lineage: Eukaryota; Fungi; Ascomycota; Saccharomycetes; Saccharomycetales; Saccharomycetaceae
Gene: RAD24
Product: Rad24p
Exons: 1
Coding region: 1-1980 (659 amino acids)
Biological process (GO): DNA repair; DNA damage checkpoint signaling; chromatin organization
Cellular component (GO): nucleus; chromosome; Rad17 RFC-like complex
Molecular function (GO): DNA clamp loader activity
Source: RefSeq, marked reviewed
AUGGAUAGUACGAAUUUGAACAAACGGCCCUUAUUACAAUAUAGUCUCAGUUCAUUGGGCUCGCAAAUAACAAAAUGGAGCUCAUCUAGACCGACUUCGCCAGUUCGUAAGGCGAGAAGCACUGAAAAUGACUUUCUUUCCAAGCAAGAUACGUCUAGUAUCCUCCCAAGUAUCAACGACGACGGCGGUGAACAGUGGUACGAAAAGUUCAAGCCCAAUUGUUUGGAGCAAGUGGCCAUACAUAAAAGAAAACUUAAAGAUGUACAAGAAGCUUUAGAUGCCAUGUUUUUACCUAACGCCAAGCAUAGGAUCCUACUACUGUCUGGCCCCAGUGGAUGCUCUAAAAGUACGGUCAUAAAAGAACUCUCAAAAAUCUUAGUUCCUAAAUACAGACAAAACAGCAACGGAACGUCCUUUCGAAGCACCCCGAACGAGCAUAAAGUGACCGAGUUUAGAGGUGAUUGUAUAGUCAACGAUCUUCCUCAGAUGGAAAGCUUUAGUGAGUUCUUAAAAGGCGCACGGUAUCUUGUGAUGUCCAACCUGUCAUUAAUACUUAUCGAGGACCUUCCCAACGUCUUCCAUAUAGAUACCAGACGUCGAUUUCAACAACUUAUAUUACAGUGGCUAUAUAGUUCGGAGCCUCUAUUACCUCCCCUUGUUAUAUGUAUAACUGAAUGUGAAAUUCCAGAGAACGAUAAUAAUUAUCGCAAAUUUGGUAUUGAUUAUACAUUUAGUGCAGAAACCAUAAUGAACAAAGAAAUAUUGAUGCAUCCAAGGUUGAAAAGAAUUAAGUUUAAUCCAAUUAACAGCACUUUAUUAAAAAAGCACUUGAAAUUUAUUUGUGUACAGAAUAUGAAAAUGUUGAAGGAGAAAAAUAAAUGGAAUAAAAGACAGGAAGUCAUAGAUUAUAUUGCGCAAGAGACUGGUGAUAUUAGGUCGGCCAUUACGACCCUUCAAUUUUGGGCGACAUCAAGUGGAAGUUUGCCGAUUUCAACCCGAGAAUCCACCAUAUCAUACUUUCAUGCCAUUGGGAAGGUGAUACAUGGUUCCCAUAGCACGAAUAACGAUAACGAAAUGAUUAAUAACCUCUUCGAAAAUUCGAACAAUUUGUUAUCGAAAGAGGAUUUCAAAUUAGGAAUAUUAGAGAACUAUAACACAUUUAAUAAAGGCGAAUUCAGCAUUUCUGAUGCAUCAUCAAUUGUGGAUUGCCUGAGCGAGUGUGAUAAUAUGAAUGGUCUACCAGAAUCCAAUGAGUAUGGUUUACGAGAAGUGCGCAAAACCUUUCGUAACAUCAGUAAACAAGGCCAUAAUCAUGGAACGGUUUAUUUUCCAAGAGAAUGGAAAGUAAGAAAAUUACAAAAUUCAUUUAAAGUUCAAGCUGAAGAUUGGUUAAAUGUUAGUCUUUAUAAGUACAACGCGGUACAUUCUUUCAGGAAUAUAACUCUAGAAUUUGGCUACUACGCACCUCUAAUUAGAAAGUGUCAGAGUUAUAAAAAAAAAUACAUUCUCUAUUAUUUGAAGAAUCUUCCGAGUGGCUCCUCGGGGCCCAAACAAACCAUGGACAAAUUUAGUGAUAUAAUGAAAGUUGAGAACGGAAUCGACGUUGUGGAUCGGAUAGGCGGGCCUAUCGAAGCACUAUCUGUGGAGGAUGGACUAGCACCAUUGAUGGAUAAUGAUAGCAAUAAUUGUGACCAUUUAGAGGAUCAAAAAAAGGAAAGGGACAGAAGGCUUCGCAUGUUGAUUGACCAAUAUGAAAGAAAUGUGAUGAUGGCUAACGACGAUCUUGAAGACGAAGAAACUUCUUUUAAUGAUGACCCUAUUGUCGAUAGCGAUAGCGAUAACAGCAAUAAUAUUGGCAAUGAAACAUUUGGUAGAAGCGACGAAGACGAGUCUCUAUGUGAAAUUCUGUCCCAGAGACAGCCGCGUAAAGCGCCAGUUAUCAGUGAGUCCCUUUCAGAUUCAGAUCUGGAAAUACUCUAA